Tarenaya hassleriana is the source of this 3975-nucleotide messenger RNA. RefSeq names its product disease resistance protein LAZ5-like. The record is from RefSeq and is a predicted model, not a curated record. Bases 83 to 3949 code for a protein of 1288 amino acids. Gene Ontology annotation, molecular function: ADP binding. Lineage: Eukaryota; Viridiplantae; Streptophyta; Magnoliopsida; Brassicales; Cleomaceae. Gene Ontology annotation, biological process: signal transduction; defense response. The transcript has 5 exons.
CCAAAUCUGCAACAUUAAACUGGAGAAUUCAAGGGGAAGCUUGCAAAUUUCCUCAACCAGACUUCUUCACUUGUUACCUCCCAUGGCGGCGACCUCUUCUUACUCUGUGCCUCAGCAUAAGGUGUUCAUCAAUUUCAGGGGAGACGAGCUGAGAAACAACUUCCUCGCCCACCUCAAAAGAGCCUUGAAAAGCGGCGGGAUCAACGCCUUUGUAGACGAAGAUGACGGAGUCGGUAAAGAUAUCAACGAUCUCUUCCAGCGGAUCCAGGAGUCGAGAAUCGCGUUGGUGAUCUUCUCCAGCAGGUACACGGAGUCAAAAUGGUGCUUGAACGAGCUCGUCAAGAUCAAGGAAUGCAACCUUGUGAUCGUUCCCAUAUUCUACAAGCUUGAUGUAAAUACAGUGAAAAAACUCGAGGGAGAUUUCGGCCGGAGGUUCUGGGAUCUGGUCUCUAUGAAAGAUCAUGUUUACAAGGUCACGGAAUGGAAGGAAGCUUUGGUCUUUGCUGCAAACAAGAGAGGCUUGCCCUACGACGGAACGAGAGACGAGCGUGAAUUCAUCGAUACAGUCAUUGAGAAAAUAAAGGAAGUUCUGACGGAGAUUUCCUCAAAGGAAAGAGGACCAGAAACAGGGGACAAGCUCAUGAUACCUUCCAUGAAUAUAUCCACAGGAAACGUGGAGAAGCAUGACGAUGUCAUGGACGUAAGCCCUCGUCCCCAUACGCUCCCACGAGACAGAGAAGAGCCUGAAAUAGUAAUGACUUCUAUGGAUGAUCCGGAGGGAAGUUCCGAUGAGAGCUUGUCAUCCGGAGAGACAGAAGAGCCUGAAACCGUUCCUCUCUUUGGAAGCGAGAAACGUCUCCAGCAAUUGGAACAGAAGCUGGAGUUGGGACGGAAGAGCACUCGUGUUGUCGGAGUUGUCGGUAUGCCUGGAAUUGGUAAAACAACUCUCGUCGAGAUGUUGUUCCGCAAGUGGCAAGACAAGUUCCGGAGCCGCAUGUUCUUCAGAGACAUCCGAAGAAAGUCGAUGAUUCGUAGCCUUCACUGGAUGCAGAAGACACUCCUGCAAGAGUUGCUGAAGGAAGACAAUCGCGUUAUAGAGUAUACAGAGAACAUGUUUGAACGUUGGAAGAAUGAUCUACUCAAGAGGGAGGUCUUUAUCGUUCUCGACGAUGUAGAUAGCAAGGGAAAGAUUGAGUUUCUUCUCGGGAAACUCAACUGGGUCAAGAAAGGAAGCAAGAUCAUUAUUACAACGACAGAUAAGUCACUGAUGGGAAAACCGGUCGAGGAUACUUACGUGGUCCCAAGAUUGAACGAGAGAGACAGCUUAAACUACUUCUCCUGUCAUACAUCUGAUGAUUCCAUCUCUUAUCCACAAGGAGCUGCUUUCAUGUCGAUGUCGAGACGAUUCGUGGGUUAUGCAGGAGGUAACCCAUUGGCUCUGAAGGUAUUAGGCAAGGAGCUUCGUGAGAAAGACGAGAAUCAUUGGAGAGAGAGACUGAACACAUUGGCAGAAAAACUCAGUGAGAAGAUUCAAGAAGCUUUGGGAACAAGAUAUGCCCGUCUGUGGCCACCAGAGAAAGAUGCUUUCCUUGACGUUUCGUGUUUUUUCAGAGCAGAGGAUGAACCCUUUGUGAGAAGCAUGGUGGAUUCGCCCGGUCCUGAGUCUCAGAGCGAACUCAGAGUUCUUGACAAUAAAUUUCUGGUUGAUAUAGCUGGUGGCCGAGUAGAGAUGCAUGAUCUGAUGUAUACAUUUGGCAAAGAACUGAGUUCACAAGAUCGUCGUAGGCUGUGGAACCAUGGAGAUGCCAUCGGUGCUCUGAAGAAUAAAGUGGGAACAGAGAUUCUGAGAGGUAUUUACCUCGACACGUCAAAAUUACCAGAAGAAACGUACAUAGACAGUGAUGCCUUUGUCGAGAUGCGCAAACUCCGGUACCUGAAAAUCUACAAUUCUCAAUGUCCUCGGGACUGCGGAGCUGACAGCAAGAUACACUUCCCCGAUGGACUUAAGCUCCCUUUGGAAGAGAUUCGGUAUCUCCAUUGGCUGAGAUUUCCAUUGAAGGAACUUCCACAAGACUUCAACCCGAAGAACCUUAUCGAUCUCAGGCUUCCUUACAGCAAGAUUCAACUAGUCUGGAGAGAUGUUAAGGAUACAUCAAAACUGAAGUGGGUUGAUCUCAGUCACUCGGGUGGUUUCUGCAACUUGUCAGGGUUAUUAGGAGCUUCGAAUCUUCAAAGGUUGGAUCUUGAAGGCUGCACAAGUUUGGGAAACUUACCCAAGGAGAUGCAGACCAUGAAAAGUCUCGUUUUCCUGAACCUGAGAGGAUGUACCAGCCUCCAGGUAGUUGAAGAAAUGAAUAUGGAGUCUCUGAAAACUCUCAUCCUCAGCGACUGCUCCAACCUCGAGGAAUUUCGGGUGAUUUCAGAAAGUCUAGAAACUCUAUACUUAGAUGGCACUGCGAUAAAACAACUCCCUCCAUCCAUGGAGAAGCUCCAGAAACUUGUCUUGUUGAAUUUGAGGUGCUGCAAAAUGCUGAAGGAUCUUCCUGAUAGUCUGGGGAGUCUGAAAUGUCUUCACGAGCUAAUUCUUUCUGGUUGCUCGAAGCUUGAGAGUUUUCCAGAGGUCUUGGAGAACAUGAAAUGCUUGGAGAUUUUACUUUGUGAUGGGACAGCGAUAAAAGAGAUGCCUAAAUUGCGUCCAACCAAAAAGAUCAAUACCUCUUCCCCAAACAUAUUCCCUCCCCAAAGUAGAAACAAUAUGAUCCCUCCGAAUAUAUUGCCUCCCGGUAUCAGAAAUACGAUGGUCCCUCCCAUGGUUUUACCUCCUGGUAUCAGAAAUACGAUGGUCCCUCCCAUGGUUUUGCCUCCCGGUAUAAGAAAUAAUACGAUCAGAAAUAGUGGAAGAGAUACCAGAGGUAUCUCUGCGGGGCCACGAGUUGUUAACCGGUUUUGUCUGCUGAGACAUCUAUGCUUAAGCAAGAAUGAUAUGAUCAGAAGCUUGCAGGUUGACAUCAGUGAACUUUACCAUCUGAAAUGGCUUGAGUUGAAGUAUUGCAAGAACCUCACAUCCCUUCCGAUGCUUCCACCAAAUCUUCAGCGCUUAGAUGCACAUGGAUGCGACAAGUUGAAAACAGUGGCAAAUCCUCUGUCCCUUCUUCUGCAAACAGAACAGAGUAAUUCCGCAUUCAUAUUUACCGACUGCAACAAUCUGGAACAAGACACAAAAGAUAAGAUCACAUCCUAUGCUCAGAAGAGAAGCCAUUUAAUGUCAGAUGCUGUCAUUCGCUACGAUAGGGGUUCUGUUUCCAAGGCCCAUUUCCGCAUUUCCUUUCCUGGAUGUGAAGUACCUUCGUGGUUCGUUCACCGAGAGGUUGGAUCAGAGAUAACACCGACAUUACCCUCACAUUGGUGCGACGAAAGGCUUUCCGGGAUAGCUCUAUGUGCUGUCAUCUCUUUCCAGGACUACCGAAAUCAAUAUGACAGCAUCCUAGUAAAAUGCACGUGUAAGUUCAGAACCGAAGACCGGUCUUGGAUCUCCUUCAGUUUCACUGUCGGAGAAUGGACAAAACCAGGAAAGAUCGAGCAGGAUCACGUCUUCAUAGGCUACACAAGUUGCUCACAUAUCACGAAACGUCUCCAGGAGCAGUCGAGUAAAUGCAUCCCUGCCGAGGCUGUUCUUGAAUUUGAAGUGACAGAUGGGACGAUGGAAGCAGAACAAUGGAAGGUGGUGAAGUGCGGAUUCAGCUUCAUGAAGGCAGAACCAGGCAAAGUCCCAAGUGAACCAAACUAUUACCAAACUCCAAAGAGUGGUCUGUCUGAAAAAGCAUGGCAUGCUCUUGGUGUCUUCCUUCUGGGUUUAUUUGUCGUUGCUCCCCAACACUUGUUAUCCACACCUAUGAUUGUUAGGGUAAUUGUAGCUUUGGUGCUGUAUUCUUGUUUAGUCGAUCAGUAACAUCAAAGAGGUUUAUUUGAGAGAAA